Molecule: messenger RNA, 420 nt
Organism: Psylliodes chrysocephalus
Lineage: Eukaryota; Metazoa; Arthropoda; Insecta; Coleoptera; Chrysomelidae
Source: the annotation of a GenBank genome assembly
AUGGUCGAUGUGAUCCCCAGCAGACGAAAAGUGAAAGGAUCCAGAAGAAGUGGUACUCUUCACUACUAUUUGAAAAAAGGAACAGAGAAAAAGAAGGUCUGCAAGAUGUUUUUGUCAACAUUAAAUGUAGGAGAAUGGAUGGUUAGACAGUACGCUAAAAAAGACAAUGGAAUGAACAUGCCUGCAGGAAAUAUACAAACUCCUGGUGGAAACAGAAAAAGUACAGAUGGUUCAAGAUUGGUUCUGAGAAAGUUUCUUUUAGACAUCCCUAAAAUGGAAUCGCAUUAUUGUCGUGCUAGAACAAAUAAGUUAUAUUUGGAGCCAGUUUUUAAAAAUAAAGCAGAAUUUUACAGAGAGUAUAAAAACUAUUGCCUAAGUAGUCAGAAAGGCUUUCUUUUAAUAACAGUGUUCAUAGAAUAG